Molecule: messenger RNA, 822 nt
Organism: Ostreobium quekettii
Lineage: Eukaryota; Viridiplantae; Chlorophyta; Ulvophyceae; Bryopsidales; Ostreobiaceae
Source: the annotation of a GenBank genome assembly
AUGAAAUUCAAGCACCGCCGACAGCUCGAAGCGUCCGAGGGCGACCUCACGCCCAUGAUCGAUAUGACGUUCCAGUUGAUCGCGUUUUUCAUGGUGCUGAUCAACUUCACCGAGGUCGAGCAGGACCAGCGGAUCACACUGCCGGCCAGCGAGCUGGCCCAGCCGCCCGACCAACCGUACGACGAGCCGCUGACCGUGCAGAUCACUAAGGAUGAGACCAUCCUCUUCGCCCGCGACGAGCUGGAGCCCGACGCGCUGCUGCCGGCCCUCCGCCGCGAGGCGUCGAUCAUCCGGGCGUACGAGAAGCAGCUUUCGGACGUGACGAUCAUUAUCCGCGCCGACGCGACCGUCCGCACCGGCGUGGUUCAGGACGCCAUCAGCGCUUGCCAGGAGGCGGAAUUCGAGACCUUCGCCCUCCGCGGCAAGACCAGCAGCGAAGACACCCUGAUCAUGCGCGACUUCAACAUCCGGAUGCCGCUGCCCAGCGAGGACACGCAGCCCCAGCCGCUCGAGACGCCCACCCUGCGGCUCCGCCUGGCGUCCAACGACGACGGCAGCCUGCAGUCCGUCAGCCUCGGCGAGAAGUCGUUUGGCAACGGGCCCGAGGCGUUCGCCCAGCUACACCAGUACCUGCGGACCCUGAUCCAGGACGACGGCGGCCCCGGCGCGGGCGACGAGCCGGAGGUCGAGAUCGACGCCGACUACAACCUGCGUUACGACUACACCAUCCGCGCCAUUACCGCUAUCUCUGGCUACCGCGAGAACAACGACACCCACACCCUGGUGGAAAAGAUCCGCUUCACGCCGCCCAAGAAGCCGUAG